CUAUAAUUCAAGCAAGAAGCAGCACGCGCCGCAGAAAUUUGCCAAUAAUUUUCGCCCUCGAAAUCGUCGCAAGAGGAGGCGUCGUGAGAUGGCAAUGGCAACGGGAGCAGGAUCUGGAGCAGCGGGAGCAGGGGCGUCCGUGGAGCAGCUGGUGGCCCAGACACUGCAGGCGGCCACAAAUCCGAGCCACGAGAUCGUCCAGAAGGCGGAGGCGCAGCUGCGUGAGUGGGAGCAGCAGCCUGGGUUUUUUCCCACGAUUGCCCGGCUGAGCAUGCGGCGAAGCAAUUGCAGCGAUGCCCAGCAUGGCGGGACCUCCAGCACGGAGGACUCCGAGGUAAAGGUGCGUUGGAUGGCGGCAGUCUAUUUGAAGAAUGGCGUAGAGCGCUACUGGCGGCCCAAUUCACGGCAGGAGCUGCCCGCCGAUCAAAAACAGCAGAUCCGCGAGGUUUUGUUGCGACAUUAUGAUGCGGAAGAGGUGCCCCAGGUGGCCCUACAGAUAGCCGUGCUCUUGGGUCGCCUUGCACGAACGGACUAUCCGCGAUUCUGGCCGGAAUUGCUUCCCACACUAAUGAAGCAGCUACAAGCUUGCAAUUCGGAUGCGGAAUCUGCCCUCCAGCAGCGUAUUCUCAUUGUCCUGCACUAUGUCCUCAAGGCCUUGGCGUCCCGGCGACUUAUGGCCGAGCAGCGAGCCUUCGAAGAGCUGGGUUCACAGAUCUUUGCCUAUCUGGCCUGGGACAUAUGGGCCCCUUUAACGACCCGUUUCCUGCAGCUCGUUCGCAAGGAGGAAGCCUUGGCUCUCAGUGCUCUGCAGCGGACCUAUGUAGUGAUGAGAUCCUUACGAAAACUUGUAGUCUACGGCUGCGCUAAGCCGUACAAAUCCACAGAUCAUAUGAACUUUGUGGAGCAGCUCUUCCAGCGGCUGCGUCAGUGCCUAGAGUUGCGCUAUGAACUGAGGAUGGGAUCAGCGUCGCCUGGAACUGCCGCGAUACUCACCGAACUGGAGCGCUUUGUGAUUAAGAUGAUGAAGACCCUCAAUGAACUGAUGGAGCGGCAUUCGGUCUCCUUUGCGAGGUUCGUUCCGGUGGCCUUGGAGUUCAGCUUCCACUAUGUGUUCCAUGAGGGCACCGCCCUUAUCUUCGAUGCUGGAAAUCGCAUCAACUUUGAUAACUUUGCAAUACAAGCGCUAAACAUGCUUAAAGGUAUCAUGCUGAGCGGCAACGAUAGCAUCAGUGCUCCGCCCGAGGGUGGAGCUUCUAUAGAGGAAGAGCUGUUAGCCAGUGCUGCCCAGAGUCAUGCCAAGUUCUUCACGGCGGAAAGAGUGACCUAUAUAUGCGAGAAGAUCGUGACGCACUAUUUUUUGCUCACGCAGCAAGAGUUGGAGGAAUGGCAACAGGAUCCGGAAGGCUAUGACCAGGAUGACGGCGGUGGCGAUGCCUGGAAGUACGCUUUAAGGCCCAGUGUGGAGACUCUAUAUUUCACCUGUUUUACGCAACACUCGCAAGUAAUGAUUCAGGAGGUUCUUCGCUUUGUUAGACGCGCCCAACAGCUGCAGCUUACCCCGGAAUCUGAUCUGAAGGCCAUCCUCCUGAAAGACGCCAUUUACAAUGCCGUAGGGCAGGCUGCCUUCCACUUCUUUAACAAACUGGAUUUUGGAGCCUGGCUUACAUCGCAGUUGCUGGCAGAGCUGCGCAUAGAAGCUCCCAAUUUUCGUAUCCUUCGUCGUCGGAUCAUUUGGCUGGUGGGCCACUGGGUGGGCGUGCAGUUACCCAGAGAGCUACGCCCUUUGGCUUACGAGGCCUGCCUGCAUCUUCUUCGACCGCAGGAAGACAUGCCUACGAGGCUGGCAGCUGCCAGGACUUUAAAUUUGCUGAUCGACGACUUUGAAUUCAUGCCGGAGGCAUUUCAUCCGUAUUUCCCAUCGCUCUUCGAGGCCCUUUUCCUGUUGCUCCAUGAGGCCGGCGAGUGCGACACAAAGAUCGUUGUUCUCGGAACCAUGACGCUACUUGUAGAGAAGAUGAGCGAGUACAUUGAGCCGCAAGCGCUUCAGUUCAUUGCGUAUUUGCCGCUUCUUUGGCGCGAGAGCGAAGAGUACGACCUCUUGCGUUGCGCCAUCAUUGGUACCCUAGAGCAGCUCGUACGAACUAUUAGGGAUGUCCCAGAGCCAAUGAAGCCCUUCCUCUACAGCGUUAUCGAGUUGAGCACUGACCUCCAGCAACACUCACACGUCUACCUCAUCGAGGAUGGUAUUAUGCUUUGGCUGGCGGUGAUUGGAAAUUCAACGGCGUUGACGCCCGAGUUACUUGCGCUAUGCGACCACCUGCUGCCCAUCAUUGAGAUGUCAUCAGAGAAUCUGCGCACCGUUCUGCAGCUGAUCCACGCCUAUAUACUACUAGAUGCUCAGGCCUAUCUGAGUCGGUACGGUGAAGGAUUCGUUGCGUACUGCGUACGCUCUUUCGAGGACAUUCGUGUCGAAGGCAUAAUCGCCAUGCUGCGCAUCUUCGAGACAUGCCUGAAGACGGACGCGGCGAUGGGAUUACGACUGGUGCGACCGGCACUGCCCUUCGUCUUCCAGCAGGUGUGCCUUAAGCAGGAGUAUCCGAUGACUAUGGGAUGGUAUCUCACGAUCGUGGCACGCACCCUUCUCAUCGACCAGGCCGUUUUCAUGUCGGUAGUUCAACAGUUACCGCAAGCGGACGCUUUAGCCUGUAUCCUCGAUGUGUGGAUUGAGAUGUUCCCAAAGGUACCAGACACGCACGCCGAGAAGCGUAAGCUUUUUUGUUUGGCCUUCGCAUCGAUCUUCGGCAGCAACGAACUGCUUCUUGCUCGCCUUCCCCAUAUUCUGCAGCUGGUGGACGAGACACUAGGGGAGGUAAUGGACAAGCAGUAUGCCGCUGCCGAGGAGGGUGCGUCCAAGACCACGCCACGCUUUUACGACUCAUUGGUCAUACAUGACGAGCACGAACUGGACGAGCUUCAGCAGCAGCUAGGCGGUGGCGGUGGCGAGGACUUUCACGGCAAAGCCUAUCCGACCAAGACCUACCACGACGAUCGACACCGGCAGCUGAUCCUCAAAGACCCCGUCUACAAGAUCCCCCUCACCGAGUAUCUCAAAUGGCAGCUGCAGUCGUUGCAGGCACAGCUGGGAUCCCAGCGUUACGAGCAGCUAAUGUGCUCCGUGGUUCCCGAGGUACUGGAAAGGAUUACACUGUACAUAGAGCAGACGGUGCCCAAGGCCUGCGUGGUGUGCGCAGGCUCCGGCUCCGGAUCGGGAGCGCCUACGGACGAGACGCUCUCCGAACCGGUCGAGUCCGGCUGAUCCCGGACUGCUGUGCUUCAAAAGCUUUCUACGCUAAGUUAUUAAUGUAUUUUGUAUUGAAAUUAUAUAUUUUUAAUUGUUAAAAACUA
Molecule: messenger RNA, 3405 nt
Organism: Drosophila eugracilis
Lineage: Eukaryota; Metazoa; Arthropoda; Insecta; Diptera; Drosophilidae
Gene: Impbeta11
Product: importin-11
Exons: 2
Coding region: 89-3316 (1075 amino acids)
Biological process (GO): protein import into nucleus
Cellular component (GO): cytosol; nuclear envelope
Molecular function (GO): small GTPase binding
Source: RefSeq, a predicted model, not a curated record